Molecule: messenger RNA, 727 nt
Organism: Onthophagus taurus
Lineage: Eukaryota; Metazoa; Arthropoda; Insecta; Coleoptera; Scarabaeidae
Source: RefSeq, a predicted model, not a curated record
AAAAAGACUUUGUCUUUAUUGACAGAAAUAAAUUAUUUUUUUGCUGUCAAUCAAAAUGGGUACAAGAAGUAUUUUAAAAGUGUUUUUAAAGAAUUUAGGAAAUUCACGAAGAAUUUUGCCCGUUAAAUUAGCUCCCCCGUUAUUAGAAAUUUUCGAUAAAAAGUUUCAAGUUGCUCCUAGAUCAGUUUUGGAUAUCUAUAAAAUCGAUGAAUCGAAAAAAUGGGUUGUGGCGGUUCGUGAAUCGCAAAAAAAUCAAUAUUUAAAGAAACGAUUUGCAAAUUCUGUAUCGAAAUUAUUUAAAAAUUGGGGCGUAAGACAUUAUUCGAAUAUAAAAAAGCCUCCUAGUAUUCAAGCAUUUUUAAAAACGGACGAAAAAAAAUCUUGCGUACUUCAAAAGGAUGGAAAUUUCAAUAAAAAGUUUUUACCCGUAAAUGGUUUUGUACCAUCUCUUACGCAAUCGACUAAAAAUCAAAAUAAAUUUGUUUCCAUCAAAGAAAAUAAACAGCAAAAAGGUUAUCCUAUAUCAAUUUUGAUGAAAAGCCAGAACAAAAAUUUCCAACCAAAUUUAUCAAAAAGUACGAAAUUUAACGUUAAUAGACACAAAAAUGAGGUGAGAUAUAAAAAAAUAAUCGAAAAUAAAGCUGUUAUCAAAACAAUUCCCGAAUAUGUACCAAAAAUGAAAUGAAAAUAACCCACAAAUUUAAAAUAAACAGUUUCCUUACAAGUA